Messenger RNA from Meleagris gallopavo (turkey), 611 nucleotides. The record is from RefSeq and is a predicted model, not a curated record. Lineage: Eukaryota; Metazoa; Chordata; Aves; Galliformes; Phasianidae.
CAUACAUCUCCAUGUAAAUAAUGACAACUACUUGUGCAUUCCAGUUCAAUCUGAAUAGUCAUGCUGAAUAGUUAUGUUCAAGCUUGUAAUUCCAAAGAUAACGUCUUCCUUCUGUUUUAGGCUUGGACUUGAGAGAGCGGACACAGCUGAAAAGGCUCUUACUGUCAUAGUUGAUUUGCUAGAAAAAUACGGCCAGGGAGGAAACUGCAUGGAGAGCCACAUGGCCUUUACGUACCAUAACAGCUUUCUGAUAGCUGACAGAAAGGAAGCGUGGGUGCUGGAGACAUCAGGAAAACACUGGGCAGCAGAAAAAGUAGAAGGAGGUGUGCGGAAUAUUUCCAACCAGCUCUCUAUCACAACCAAGAUUGACAGAGAACAUCCGGAGAUGAAGGAAUAUGCCAAAAGCAAGGGCUGGUGGGAUGGGGAAAAGGAAUUUGAUUUUGCUGCCACGUAUUCUUAUGUAAAUACUGCUAGAAUGACUACAUCCAGAAGCCGCUAUUGUGAAGGCUACAAACUUCUGAACAAACAUAAAGGUAUCAUUUUUUGUAUUUUUUUAAGACUGUAUGGUGAGCUACAUUAAUUUAAAUCAUAAACGAGUAAACCUCUGAUGU